Eleginops maclovinus (Patagonian blennie) is the source of this 1927-nucleotide messenger RNA. RefSeq names its product erythroblast NAD(P)(+)--arginine ADP-ribosyltransferase. Lineage: Eukaryota; Metazoa; Chordata; Actinopteri; Perciformes; Eleginopidae. The transcript has 4 exons. Gene Ontology annotation, molecular function: NAD+ poly-ADP-ribosyltransferase activity; NAD+-protein-arginine ADP-ribosyltransferase activity. Bases 473 to 1315 code for a protein of 280 amino acids. The record is from RefSeq and is a predicted model, not a curated record.
UUCAGAAAAGCAUCUAUGCAUUCAUUCCAUACUGAAUGCAGCAAGUUAAAGUUUUAGGCAAGCAUCUAAUGUUCAGUCUAGCUAUAGAUAAACUACAACACAGCAUGUUAGAAAAGGGGUGCCGGUCACAACAAUAUAAAGUUGAUCCAUCAAAAUGUUAGUUGUUUAAUGAAAAAGGACAAAGAAAAAGAAAGCAUCCAGUUUUAGCUGUUUUUGUCUCACUUCAGUUAUUCAGUAGCUCUCACAGAAGGAAUAGCUCCGGCAUCAGCAAUCUUAAUGGCGUGUUAUUUCCUUACCACAGGAAAUGAGUAAGCGUUGCUCGAUAAGUUUGUACUCCACCAGAGACAGUGUUCGGCAGAGAAUUAUCACUCCCCUGCAGAUUGAUGAGACGAGACGUGAUUUUUGUUCUCAGAAAUUAGUUUGUCUAUCUUAAGCAUUCUGCACAGGCAGUACACAGGAAAAGACCUUCAAAAUGUGGAACACAAGAAAAAUGCUUUUAGCCUCAAUUGUUUUCACAGCUCUCUUCUACAAAGCAGAGAGCGCCAAAGUGAUGGACAUGGCCCCAGAUGCCGUAGAUGACAUGUACAAUGGAUGCCGUAAUGAAGCCUUGGAGAAGUUUGUCCACUCAGGGCUCUUAAAACAGGAACUAAACAGCAGUAAGGAAUUCCAGGAAGCAUGGACUAGAAAUACUGCAUGUUCAAAACUGAUCCCUGGAGGAACAAAAGAACAUAUGGCUGCACUUUUGGCAUAUUAUGUUGAAGAGAAUCAAGAUUUUUCCAAGACUUUUGACAAUGCAGUACAGACAACUGGCGGAAAUGUUAGUACCUAUGAAAACCAGUUCCAUUACAAGUCACUUCACUUCCUGCUCAUGGAUUCAAUGUGGCUGCUGGAGCAAAAGGAGUGUAAGACUGUGUAUGUUGUCCAAGAGGAUUACACAGCAAAAGAGGGCUCAAAGGUGAGAUUUGGAAAAUUCACCAAAGUUUGGUCAAGUUACCGCUCUAUGCAAAACAUGGUAGAUUUCGACGGGCAAUUCGUCUUCAAUAUCACUUCUUGCUACUUUAUCAACCCGGGAGCCAACAUUUGCACAGCAGACCAGGACAUGGUCCUCUUAUCUCCAACUGAAGAGUUUACUGUUGAGGCAGUAAAUAAACUAAAGGAUAGCAUCAAUGAAUCUGAAUACACUGGAAUCGUUUUGAAACACUCAUCACUGAACAGCACCCACAACUGUUACAUUCUGUCACGAUCUCCAGCUGAUGUCUCCAGCCAGUGGCUUGUGUUGAUGCUUGUGAUUUUGUCUCUUUUUUUCUUUAACUAGACGGAUGAAAAAGUAAUCAGCAACUCAGAUUGCAUCGGGAAUGACUAAAACACAAAAUGCUGCUUUGUUUGUAGCCGAACAACGGACCAUGUGUGUGUCUGGAAUGCUGACAAUUAAGGUGUGGCCGGCUUUUGUAGACACAGUAAUUUCAUUGUUUUUUUAAUUACUUCCAAAACAUUUUCUUCACGCGUAUCAGCAGAAGUAUAUACUGAUAUUAACACUUAUCUGAUAAGACCGCUGUGAUUUAUUUUUCGUAGUUAUUAUAUAUGGAUAUUUUAAAUGUUUGGGAGUGUGUGCAGUAGAGAGAGGGAGGAGGGCUUUACGAUGAGUCGAGCUUUAUAUAAACAUAUAUACUGGUUAAAUUACUCUUCUAUUGUCUCUUUUUACAGCCGUUUAUACGUACAUUCACCUUUGAGAAUCUUUGCAUGUGACAACUACACUAACAGUAGUUUGCAAACAGUGAAUUAUCUGCGUCCUGACGUAAAACAGUGAAUUGUCUUCAUUUGUAAUUCUUGCAGAGACACGCAACUGCAUGACCGUAAAUUACAUUAUGUGGUGAUUAUUUACAAUACAUGCUUUUGAAAGUAAUAAAAAUAUAUUUUGUAAAUUAAA